Messenger RNA from Chrysoperla carnea, 889 nucleotides. RefSeq names its product calcyclin-binding protein. The coding region runs from base 134 to 805 and encodes 223 amino acids. The transcript is spliced from 4 exons. Gene Ontology annotation, biological process: heart development. The record is from RefSeq and is a predicted model, not a curated record. Lineage: Eukaryota; Metazoa; Arthropoda; Insecta; Neuroptera; Chrysopidae. Gene Ontology annotation, cellular component: nucleus. Gene Ontology annotation, molecular function: tubulin binding; S100 protein binding; ubiquitin protein ligase binding.
ACCAAUAUUCGUAAAUGAUUCUGCGUAAACACAAACACAAUACAAAUUAGAUCAAAUGGUUUACCGCUUAUGUCAGUCAAUACCGAUUUGAAAAAAGAAAUUUUACAAGGUGUUUUCGUGAACAACUUUCGAAAUGAGUACUAUAAAUGAUCUGCAAUUAGACAUUGCCGAAAUUCAAUCAUUAUUAAAAACAGCAUCCAGGCAGAAAGUUAAAGAAAUUUUGAGCAUUGAAGAAUCGAAAUUGAAAUCACAAUUGAGUGAAUUAGUAAAAAAUCAACCACAAAAUGCUCAAAGUACAACUUCAUCUACAACAGGAGCUACAGCAAAAUAUUAUCAAGUGACACUUAGAAAUUAUGCCUGGGAUCAAACAAAUAAAUUUGUAAAAUUAUAUGUAACAUUACAAAAUGUGCAUACAUUAGCACCCGAAAAUAUUUACUGCAAUUUCCAUAAUGAUCGAUCAGUUGAAUUACAUGUGGUUGGAUUAGAAAAUAAGGAAUAUAUUUUAACAAUAAAUAAAUUAUUAGAGCCAAUCAAUAUCGGUGAAAGCUCAUGGAAAGUGAAAAAUGAUAUGGUAAUUGUAUCAUUAGCAAAGAAGAAAUUACAAAAUUGGUCACAUAUUACUGAAUUUGAGAAGAAAGCUAGUGAUGCUAAAGCACCUAAAUUUGAUGAUAUGAAAGAUCAAGAUCCAUCACAAGCAUUGAUGAAUAUGAUGAAAAAUUUGUACAAUAGCGGUGAUGACGAGAUGAAACGAACAAUUGAAAAGAGUUGGUUGGAAAGUCAAAAUAAACGAGAUGCUAUAAAUUAAAAUUUUCCAUACAUAGUUAUAGUAAUGCAUAUUGUAUAAUAAGAAACGUUAUAUCUUAAUAAAACCAUUUUUUUAGUUACGAAA